AAAACAGCUGUCAGUGCUUUUAUAAUUUUUUCGGUUUUCUCGAUUUCACGUUAAUUUCCUGCAACGUGAAUUAAACUCAAGAUAAUUUUGGUAUGGGUCAGGUGGCUUCUAUGGUGGCCCGACGGGUCAAUCGCUUCAAUGUCGAAAAUCGAGCCCAUCGCGUCCUGGAGCGCGAAAAACCCACACCGGCACCCAAAUUCGAUUCCAAUUUGAGAGAUAUGGAGCGUACCUUGGAAUUGGAUCCAAAGUUCGUGGACAAGCUGAACACGAAGGACACUACUUUGGAUGGACGGUUAAAAGACGUUUAUGUAACCUCGCAGGAUCGAUUUAUAAAGCGGGUCCAGGAGCGCCAGGCAGCAGAGGCGGCGGCUGACAAAACAGAGAAGCGACCUCUUCCCCUGGAGCGCAAAACUCCAGAUGACUUCGAAUAUGGCUAUCUGGAGCCAACGCGUAUCACCCCCGGCCGUUGUACACUGCGCCAGGCGCUACAGUUUAUCAGUGACCACCAGUUGGAUCCCGAGUCCUGGCCAGCCAAAAAGAUAGCCAAUGAUUACAAGCUUAAGGAACCAUUAGUUGAAAACAUCCUACAUUAUUUUAAAACCUUUAAUAUGUAUAUUCCCGACCAGAAGUACAAGGACACGAUGUUAACUCAAGCCACGCAGCCCCUUCUGCGUGUUAAAUCAAGCUCUGAGGGCAGUUCGUAAAUAAAUCACGCUUGCUUAUUGUUUAAA
This is a messenger RNA of Drosophila eugracilis, 731 nucleotides long. Its product is annotated as protein NDUFAF4 homolog. Bases 93 to 704 code for a protein of 203 amino acids. The transcript is spliced from 4 exons. The record is from RefSeq and is a predicted model, not a curated record. Gene Ontology annotation, biological process: mitochondrial respiratory chain complex I assembly. Gene Ontology annotation, cellular component: mitochondrion. Lineage: Eukaryota; Metazoa; Arthropoda; Insecta; Diptera; Drosophilidae.